Molecule: messenger RNA, 576 nt
Organism: Alternaria hordeiaustralica
Lineage: Eukaryota; Fungi; Ascomycota; Dothideomycetes; Pleosporales; Pleosporaceae
Exons: 1
Coding region: 1-576 (191 amino acids)
Source: RefSeq, a predicted model, not a curated record
AUGAGCAACGAGCCCACCACACCCAUGCCGACUCCUGGCCCCGAGACUCUCGCGCAGCCCUCGACCGCACGCCCCCUAGUCGAACUCCCGGCUCGCCCUUCCGCGCGUGGCACACCUAGUGGAGUUGCUUCGGGCACCGCGCCUGGCAUGAUCGCGCCCACUCGCCCCAUGCAACUGCGGAAAUUUGUCCCCCAAGACUUCGAAGAAGUCGUCACUUUGUGGAGCGGAUAUAUCACCCGUGAUCUCGUCGUCGAGUCUCCCUUCUACACUAAGACAUGCAUCAUAGUCGAUCCUCGCGCAAAGGCCCAGUUCCCCGAGAAGAGCGAGAUCACCGAGCGAGUCGUGCACGCCGUACACCCGAUCCCUCGCAAGCAGCUUCAGAACUUGGGACCAGUCUGUCUGCACAAUCUAGGUGCGGGUUUGGAGGAGGAGCGAUGGGAUGUCAACAGGUCUCCUGAGUUCAAUGAUCGUGUGCAGGAAACUCUGGCUCGCAUUGACGACGCGUUGGAGUUUAUCUUUCGUGUUCAUUUGCCGGGUACUCGGAUUUUCAGCGGAAGACAGCCUUCUGUGUUGUAA